UAAGUAGCGUGCGUGUGUGUUUGCUACUCUAAUCUCCAUAGACAGUGUGCAAUACAAAUAGCAAGUGACAGUGCCCUACUGCACCACAGAAAAGCUUCAAAGCAAAGAAGAGUGCUCGCGGUAGUGCUGCAAAUAAUCUUCAAGUCGGUGCCAUAAUUUUCCACUCGAAAUAAGAUGGCAGCAGUAGCGACUACGGUACAAGACAUGAAUGAUAGUGUAAGUAGCGGAAUGGCAGGAACGGCCCAGUCGUCAGCAGCAGCAACCGUGCCAAUUGUGACACUUCCGGGAGUGUUUCGGAGACGCAUCGAAAAUCUGAAACACAACAGUGAGUGUGAAAAUGAUGAGCAACGUCACAAUCAGACGCUACCUUCGUUUGCCGACGCCAAAAUGGCCGCCUCCGAUUCCGGUGUGUUCCUUUCCAUGCAGGACAUCGAUCGUGAUCCACCGGGUAGUGGAACUGGCAGCAUUAUCGGCAUGUCCCGGCUGCUGUCCAACGGUAGUGGUAGCUCUGGCGCUCGCACAAAGGAACCCACACCACGACUGGAUCGCGAUCGUUGCGCGGCACUGGAAACGAAUAAUAGCGUAAGCAACGCUGAUGCACUGCAGCGAAAGGUCGUGCAGGAGGAGGAAGACGACCCCGCCAUGGAUGGGAACGAUAACGGCGUAGAUAACGACGAUGAGGAGGAGGAGGAGGAAGUUGGCAUUACGCUGCGGCUGGGUAAGAAGAAGCCAGAACUGCGUCUGAUGAAGGAUCGUACCUGCCAGAGUCUGCCGGACGUUAACAGUCCACGACCGAAAGCGCUACCGAAGGUAGUUACCGCCUGUGAUAGUACCGAUACGGAUGGGUUCGGAGAGGCCGAUGACGACGACGACGACGACGACGACAACGACAACGUUCCGGUGAGACCUAGCGAUACGGGUGGCACAUCGCAAAUGGCCCCAAUAGUGGAACAGCCAACCGGCAGCAGUAGUGGUGAGGAAGAAACAAUUACUGCCGCUACCGUGGUUCCUGUUCCGAACAAUCCGCUAGUGAAGCCACAGCUACCUGCACCUGGUCCACCGCCACUUGACCCAAACGUGCUGCAAGUGUUUGCCAUCGAUCCGAAACUAAUCAACAAGUACGAUGGAUUAGAACAAACGCUGUACUACAUCGAUGAAAACGGUAGUCCCAAGAUUCGCGAGAAAUACGCCCUCCAGCGACAGUUGGCGGAAGAAAAGCGGCAACGGAAGCAGCAAAAGAAGCUCGAACGGGCGGCCAAAUACGGUGGUUCGCUCGACGGCGAGCCACCGGUGCAGUGUUCCUGCUUCAGCUUUAGCCGAUUGUCCCGCAAACUCAAGGAGAUGUGUAAGGACGGUUCCAAAGUGACGACGGUUGUAGCAACACCCGGACAAGGCCCAGAUAGACCACAGGAAGUAUCAUACACAGAUACUAAGAUAAUUGGCAAUGGAAGCUUCGGCGUCGUCUUCCAGGCGAAACUCUGUGAUACGGGCGAGCUAGUCGCCAUCAAGAAGGUGUUACAGGACAAACGAUUUAAGAACCGUGAAUUACAGAUCAUGCGACGACUAGAACACUGUAACAUCGUUAAGCUAAAGUACUUCUUCUACUCCAGUGGCGAAAAGAAAGACGAAGUUUAUCUGAACUUAGUGCUCGAAUAUAUCCCAGAAACGGUUUAUAAAGUCGCCCGUCACUAUGCUAAGAACAAAUUAACGAUACCUAUCAACUAUAUCCGAAUUUACAUGUAUCAAUUAUUCAGAAGUCUUGCAUACAUCCAUUCGCUCGGUAUCUGCCAUCGUGACAUCAAACCACAGAACCUGCUGCUCAAUCCAGAGACGGCUGUUCUGAAGCUGUGCGACUUUGGCAGCGCCAAGCAGCUGCUGGACGGUGAGCCGAACGUGUCGUACAUUUGCUCCAGAUAUUACCGAGCUCCGGAGUUGAUAUUCGGCGCCAUCAAUUAUACCACCAAGAUUGACGUUUGGAGUGCGGGAUGCGUGCUAGCAGAGCUGCUGCUUGGACAGCCCAUCUUCCCGGGCGAUUCGGGCGUCGAUCAGCUGGUGGAAAUCAUCAAGGUUCUUGGCACACCGACACGAGAACAGAUCAAAGAGAUGAAUCCCAACUACACGGAGUUCAAAUUCCCGCAGAUCAAAAGUCAUCCAUGGCAAAAGGUGUUCCGGACACGCACCCCACCAGAAGCGAUUGCGCUGGUUUCCCGCCUGCUGGAGUACACACCGGGCACGAGAAUCACACCGAUGCAGGCUUGCGCUCAUCCGUUCUUCAACGAGCUGCGAGAAGGCAGCAAGUACCUACCGAAUGGUCGCGAGUUUCCACCAUUGUUCAACUUCACCGAGCAAGAGCUUGCCAUUCAGCCGAGCCUGAACCUGAUUCUGAGGCCCAGAAACCAAAACGAGGCAGCAUCGAAGGCUGGACAGUCGUCGAGCGGUUCGAUGGAAGGUGGCAGCGGAAGCAGUGGCAAUGGAGGCGCCGGUGUAGGCAGCUCAUCUGGCAGUGGUGGCAGUGGCGGCGGUGUAGCUGGUGCUAGCAGCACGAGCGAUCCGACCAAUCUGGCCCAGCAAUCGUGCAGCGGUGCAGCCGGUGGUGCCAGUGGUAGCGGUGUCGGUGUCGGUUCGGAUGACAUGACUGCCGCUAGUGGGGGCGAUGCUAGCACCUGCCAGCCAACGGCAGCCACCUCCUCGAUGGGUUAGCUUUAAUUGUGUACGUUUCGAUCAUCCAACACAAGAA
This is a messenger RNA of Anopheles maculipalpis, 2737 nucleotides long. Its product is annotated as protein kinase shaggy-like. Gene Ontology annotation, cellular component: cytoplasm; cytosol; nucleus. Gene Ontology annotation, molecular function: ATP binding; protein serine/threonine kinase activity. The transcript is spliced from 8 exons. The coding region runs from base 175 to 2700 and encodes 841 amino acids. The record is from RefSeq and is a predicted model, not a curated record. NCBI's taxonomy places the organism in Eukaryota, Metazoa, Arthropoda, Insecta, Diptera, Culicidae. Gene Ontology annotation, biological process: signal transduction; protein phosphorylation; negative regulation of canonical Wnt signaling pathway.